GGAGGUGAGGCAGCCAUGCCAGGCGGUGGCCCCAGCGAGAGGAUGACCUGGCCAGGGCCGGCCCUGCCCCCGGCCGUCCCAACCCGCCCUUUCUCCUCAGCCGCGGCACCCAUCCCGCCCCUCACCAGGACCCGCAGCCUCAUGGCCAUGUCCCUGCCUGGGAGCAGAAGGCCCUCCACUGGAUCUCGCAGGCGUACCUCACCCCCUGUCAGCAUGCGGGAUACCUAUGGUACCUCCUCACUCAGCAGCAGCAGCAACUCUGGCUCCUAUAAGGGCAGUGACAGCAGCCCCACGCCAAGGCGUUCGAUGAAGUACACCCUGUGUAGCGAUAAUCAUGGCAUCAAGCCUCCCACUCCAGAGCAGUACCUGACGCCCCUGCAGCAAAAGGAGGUCUGCAUCCGUCACCUGAGGGCUCGGCUCAAAGACACACAGGAUCGACUUCAGGACAGGGAUUCAGAGAUCGAUGACCUGAAGACUCAGCUGUCUCGUAUGCAAGAGGAUUGGAUUGAGGAAGAAUGCCACCGGGUGGAGGCCCAGCUGGCUCUCAAGGAGGCCCGCAAGGAGAUCCGGCAGCUCAAGCAGGUGAUUGACACAGUCAAGAACAACCUCAUAGACAAAGACAAGGGGCUGCAGAAAUACUUUGUUGACAUUAACAUCCAGAACAAGAAGUUGGAAACCUUGUUGCAUAGCAUGGAGGUGGCCCAGAAUGGGACCGUCAAAGAGGACGGAGCUGGGGGCUCCUCAGGGGGCUCUCCUGCCCGAUCCCUAACCCGAAGCUCCACCUACACCAAGCUGAGUGAUCAGGCCCCUGGAGAUCGCAAUGCUGACCUUCAGAGUGCAUCCACAGAAGAGGUGGGGGACAGUGGCUUUGCAGCUGCCGAUGACACUUUGAGCCGGACGGAACUGUUGGAGGCGAGCAGCCUGCUCUCUUCUGGGGUGGACUGUGGCCCGGAUGAAGGCUCCCUGCAGAGUUCCUUCACCUUGGGCUCCCGACUUCCAAACAGCUCCACCUAUGAGAAGCUGCUGGGAGGCAGCGGCGGGGGUGUGGAGGCUGGUGUACAGGCCAGCUGCAUGCAAGAACGGGCCAUCCAGACAGACUUUGUGCAUUACCAGCCUGACCUAGACACUAUCCUGGAGAAAGUGAUGAAGUCACAGGCCUGUGGGCUGGCCAGCCCUGGCCCUAGCCCAGCCUGGACCCCAGCCCCAGAUGUGGAGGACGGAGGGGUUGGCAUAGAAAUGCCCUCAGGCUUCCCAGGGCCAAUGGACCUGAUACCAGCUGACCCUAAUUCAGCAGUGGUGGUGACAGUAGGAGAGGAGCCCGCAAUGGCUCCAGUGACCCAAGGCCCUUCCCCACACGUGCCCAACCUCAACCCGUCGGUGAGCAUCUCCUGCCCCGUGGAUGAAGAGGCUGGCGAGGUAGCGCCCGAGCCUAAAAGCUACUGGAGCCGCCACUUCAUUGUGGAUCUCCUGGCAGUGGUGGUGCCCGCGGUGCCAACAGUGGCCUGGCUGUGCCGGUCCCAGCGGCGCCAAGGCCAGCCCAUAUACAAUAUCAGCUCCCUGCUUCGGGGAUGCUGCACAGUGGCCUUGCACUCCAUCCGCAAGAUUAGUUGCCGUUCCGUGAGCACUUCGGGGCCUGUGGGCACCGGAGGCAGCUCCCAGCUGUGACUGGCCACCCACCCCUGGGAACCAGGCACAGCCUGGUCUGACCACUGAUUGUAGGUCUUUCUCUUUCCCUCUCUCUCUCUCGCACACACACACUCACACUCACAUGUGCACGGAGUGUCAUCAUCUUAAUUUAUUUAGCUUUUCCAAAAUAGGGAGGCCAUAGUCUGGGUAGGCCAGGAUAGCCUGGGGAUGUCUGAAGUUCUGCAGGUGGCUGCUCCUCUGGCCUCUUGGGGCAGGAAGGGAGGGUUCUAUGGCAUAGAAUGAGAGGGGGACGGGAUAGAUCUGAUUGAAGCUGGGAUACUGCCAACUUCUAUCAUUGGAAAGAAGAUUCCCAUUGAAGGAAGACAGCAAAGGACUUCAGCUUCCAUUUUCCUCUCCACAAUGCCUGUCUCCCUCUGCUACCCCAACUCCUCCUAUCCAGUUGACAUUCUCCCUAGGCAGUUCUGUAUUUGUUUUUUGAGUAAGCUGGCUGGUCCUCAGUGUUCGUGGGACUACCUUCUUAGUCCUUUCUCCCUUGACUGUUAGGUCAGUAUUAUUGCUUCCAGUGGAGGAAAUGACUCGCCCAAGGUCACAUGGCAUAGGGAUUGGAAUUGCUGGGAAAUGGGAACACAUGGCUUUCUUCUCUUUGCCUUCAUAGGCAACCCAGGUUGGUUCUGGAAAUGAAUGGUGGGGGAAAAGGGAAGUAAUGACUGAAACUGCCCUGACAU
Vombatus ursinus (common wombat) is the source of this 2372-nucleotide messenger RNA. Its product is annotated as syntaphilin-like. The record is from RefSeq and is a predicted model, not a curated record. The transcript is spliced from 4 exons. Gene Ontology annotation, biological process: neuron differentiation. Gene Ontology annotation, cellular component: mitochondrion; cytoplasmic microtubule. NCBI's taxonomy places the organism in Eukaryota, Metazoa, Chordata, Mammalia, Diprotodontia, Vombatidae. Bases 16 to 1665 code for a protein of 549 amino acids.